CUGUGUUAUAAAGCUGUUGGUGCUGUGGUGUGUCUGCAGGCAGUGUCCCCGUGUAGUGUUGAUGGAGCUGGCAGCCCCGUCGUGUGGUGACACGUGUGCAGCCAGCAUCCUGUCCUCAAACCUGGCCUGUUGGGCCCUGCUGGAUGCUUGGUCCCCAGGAGCCUGGGGGAACCGUUACCAGGUGGGAUACACUGGGUUGCAAGGAGGACCUGCGACCCACGCUGGGGCUUGUGUUGCAAAAAGACCCCAUCCUUUUCCAGGAGGAAGGGAGAGACUUCAGUGGCUGCCAAGUGGAGCUGGCAGGAAACCUGCGGGCAGAGCUGGUGCCAUCUGCCUGCCCAGCUGUGCCAUAUCAGCUUUGAUUUGGGGGUUCCUGCUUCAAGGGUUCUCCACUGGAAUCAUGUGCAAGUAUGUGGCAGUGGAGCUGAAAUCUGCUUUUGAGGAGACUGGCAAGACCAAGGAGGUGAUUGACACCAAGUAUGGCUUCCUGGAUGGGAAGGGUUCUGCCGUCAAGUACACGCAGUCGGAUAUCCGGUUAAUCGAGGUGACAGAAAACAUCUGUAAGCGGCUGUUGGAUUACAACCUGCAUAAAGAGAGGAGUGGCAGUAACAGAUUCGCAAAGGGCAUGUCGGAGACAUUUGAGACCCUGCACAACCUGGUGCACAAGGGCGUCAAGGUGGUGAUGGACAUCCCCUAUGAGCUGUGGAACGAGACCUCUGCUGAGGUGGCUGACCUCAAAAAGCAGUGCGAUGUGCUGGUGGAGGAGUAUGAAGACGUGAUCGAGGACUGGUACAGGCACCACCAGACGGAGGAUCUCUCCCAGUUUCUCUGCGCUGACCAUGUCCUGAAAGGGAAGGACACAAGCUGCCUGGCAGAGAAGUGGAGUGGCAAGAAGGGUGACUUGGCGAGCGUGCGGGAGAAGCAGAGCAAGAAAAAGAGCAGGAAGAAGAAGAAGGGCUGGAAGGAUGAAAGUGAGGGAGCUGCCGGCCUCCCGGCAGCGGGGGAGGCCCUGGAGGAGAGCGGGGUCCAGGAGGAGGCUCCGCUUGCCCACAGCCCGGCCGAUGAGCUGUAGGUGUGGGGGCUGCCCUGCCGCACCCUGUGGGUGACAAAGGAAGAGGGACUGGCAUUGCAGCGUGAGCGACUGCGGGGAGUCUGGACCAAUCUCCGGGUGGCCGGAGGGCCCGGCCCGGCCCAGCCCAGCCUUGCCAGCCCGGGUGCGGUCCCGCGAGCAGCGGGGUAAGGGGGGCCGCUCACGGAGCC
Messenger RNA from Athene cunicularia (burrowing owl), 1260 nucleotides. It is a transcript of the gene CNPY3, whose product is annotated as canopy FGF signaling regulator 3. The record is from RefSeq and is a predicted model, not a curated record. Gene Ontology annotation, cellular component: endomembrane system. Bases 62 to 1072 code for a protein of 336 amino acids. The transcript has 6 exons. NCBI's taxonomy places the organism in Eukaryota, Metazoa, Chordata, Aves, Strigiformes, Strigidae. Gene Ontology annotation, molecular function: signaling receptor binding.